AUGCACAGCAGUAGGACGGCAACUGACACACAGUGAUCAUCUCUGCUGCCUCCCUGGCUAAAUCUGCAUGGCGACUUAACACAGAGAUUACAUCUGCAUUAAGAGCACUGUGUUUCACCAGCAACUUUACAAGUAGAUUAGAGCCUGAUGCUCGCCUGGUGCUGGAUUAUUAGGAGGAUAAUUUCUCCAAAGCGGAAGAAGUGAUUAGACAUCAGCAUGCUGUGCGUUUCUGCAUAGCGCGAGAGUUUAUCAACCUCAGCUCUUCAGUUUUUCAAGCAUUCAGUUGUGUCUUCACUGUGGUGCCUCAAGCCGAGCAGAUAGUGGUCUCCAAGGACUCCUCAACUACUUCAGCUUGUUUCACUCUCCACUAUUCAUCAGCAAGAAUGAAUUUUAACAGAGAACAGCAGCAAAUUAAUUAGUUGGAUGUCAGGUUAUCUGCAAAGUUUGGACAGGUGAAGGUGUGUGCAGUUUCAGAGGGAGGGGAGAACUUUGGAAAAAUCCCUCACGAGAGCACUUAAGGAGAACCUGGAGAGAUGUCCAAACCUUCACGUCUGGUCAAACCCUCCAAGCAGUCUCGAAAAGAACCUCCAGGGAACCGUUCACACAUGCUGGUUGUCGGGGAGAGGUUGAUGAGGGCUGGCAGUGAGGGCAACCUAGUGAGAUCCAGACCACCCCAGAAGCCUUCUGCCACCGAUCCAGUGGGUUCCAAUCCAGAGCCAGCAAGAAGCAACCAGAGGCUGUGCUCCCAUGAGGAUGUGGACGGCCACAACAGAAAACAAAGCAGUGCAGAUGAGAGCGAGCAGUCAGACCCUCGGUCCCCCCGCACCGUCCCAAGGAGACACACAGUAGGAGGGCCUCGUACUGCUGGGGACGUGAUCAUCAUGCAGUCCUACAACAUGGACCAUAAGAAAGAGGCCUUUCUUGAGCAUUUGAAACAGAAGUAUCCCCAUCACGCUUCUGUCAUCAUGGGGCACCAGGAAAGACUCAGAGACCAGAUCAGGAGUUCUGGGCACAGUGUACCCCCUCAGUCUGCUGUAGGGGAGCCGGGGGAGCAUCUCUCUUUGGCCUCCCUUGAGUCUUUGGAGGCCAUGUCAGAGGCAGAAGCCCCCUCCGCCUUCACCCGAGGCAGCCGCUCCCGAGCGAGCCUCCCCGUUGUCAAGUCAACUAACCAGACCAAGGACAGGUCAUUAGGUUUCCUCUACCUGCAGUAUGGAGAAGAUACAAAACAGAUCCGAAUGCCCAACGAGGUGACCAGUGCAGACACCAUCAGGGCCCUGUUUGUCAGUGCCUUCCCCCAGCAUCUCACCAUGAAGACACUGGAGUCCCCCAGCGUGGCUAUAUACAUCAAAGAUGACAUCAGGAAUAUGUACUAUGAGUUGACUGAUGUCAGGAACAUCACUUCACAGUCUUGCCUGAAGGUGUAUCAUAAAGACCCAGCCCAGGCCUUCAAUCACAAUGCAAGAGCCAAUAAUGGAGAUAUUAGGAUCACAAGAGAGAGACUCUACAGCAGCAGACAGCAGCCGGGAGGCCAAAGCCCAGUGCACACUCUGCCUCACAGUCCCAUACAUUCAGUCCAGGGCUCCAUGUCUCCUCCUACACCUCGCUCCAUGCCCUCCUCCCCUUCCAGGAUUCCAUUUGGCCAUUCUGUUUCCAUGCCCGGUGGCACCACCUUACCCAGGGACCGUCUGUCCAGCGUGCCCCCCAGUCGCUCCAUCACACCCUGCCCCAGUGCUAUCCUGGAGCGACGGGAUGUAAAACCAGAUGAGGAUCUGAGCAGCAAGAGCAUUCCUAUGUAUUCAGAAGCAUAUAGUUCGCCUGAGGCCAGACACAGCCUCGCCUCAUCACAAGGCAGCCAUAGCGGAGACAUCCCAGAUGGGGCAGCAUAUAUCCAGCACCGCUCCUCCGUCAAGUCUGUCGGCGCAUACCCCGAUGGCCAGGACCUGCAGCACUCCCUCUACAGACAGAAAUCUCGCAAGUACAGCGAGAGUCAGCUCGGCUCAAUGGGCUCCAAAACUCCACCUGCUUCCCCUCACAGGGUCAAUGAGGUCAGAAUGAUUGACAUGCUCCCAGGCCAGAACUCCCACAUGCCCUCACAGGGUGUGGCAGUGGAAAGGGCGUCAUCUGUUCGAAGAUCUAUGCGCAAGGACAGUAAUGGAGCCAUGGAGGUGGCGACCAGGGUGAGAGGCAACGUGGCCUCCCCUGUUUUUGCCGAACUUCCGCCCAGUCAUGGAGAGAGGCCGUUUCAAGGUCACGUGGCUGCUGGAGAUCCUCAGAGUGAAAGAAUAAAGGCUAUGGAGCAGCAGAUAGCCAGUCUUACUGGUCUUGUUCAACAUGCUCUGAUGAAAGGGCCAAGUACAAGUGCCAAAGAGACUUCCAGUGACAAACCAGUAAAGGUGGAUUCUCUGGCACAGAAUGAUAGCGUCUAUACUGUAACAUCAUCUAAGGACCCAGCUGUGCAGAUAGACAGUCCUUCAGCACAGGUUCAUCCUCCUGGCAGAGACCCUGCUAUAUGCUCAAUCCUCUCCACCUUCAGGAGAAACGUCUCUGACCUCAGACUGCAGCUCCACCAACUCAAACAGAUGCAGCUGCAAAACCAGGAUGCCAUGAGGCUGAUGCUGCGACAGGUGGAGCAGGAGAUCUCAGAAAAGGUAUCAGGCACUGUGCUGCCCCUCGAGGACCCUGUUCAUAGACAAAGAGUCCAGGUGGAAGAAGAAAGACACAGAUAUCUGGGCAUGGAGGAGCAUGUUCUCGUGCAGCUCGGAGAGCUGGAGAACUACGUGGAGAUGCUCAAGAAAGAAUCCACCUCUGCCAUGAGCCUUCGGCCAGUCACUCUGAAGGAUGUGGAGGAAGGGGCGGUCAAUUUACGGAAAGUAGGAGAAGCUUUGGCCACACUCAAAGGAGAGUUCCCAGACCUGCAGAUGAAAAUGCGUGCCGUGUUGCGGGUGGAGGUGGAGGCGGUGCGUUUCCUGAAGGAGGAGCCUCACAAAAUGGACAGCAUGCUGAAGAGGGUCAAAGCUCUGACCGACACUCUCAGUGGACUGAGAAGAUAUGCCACCGAGAGCCACAACCAUACUUCUGACUCAGUCCAAGUGAAGGCAUUGCCUACUGAUUCAGUUUCCUUUGUGGAGGAGUACAGAUCUCCAAAACCUGUUUGCGAGUCCCCCACCCCACAACCAAGAUCACCUGCCAAAGUCAACUGCUCGGAGCCCGUGCCAUCUUCUCCUGUAACUGUGCACCGCAUUCAGACAGCUCCCAUCAGCACACACCACCCCAGUCCCCCCCUGACACCCACCCAUGGCAGGGACUCCCCCACUGUGGCUAAGGUCAGUCCCAGGAGCAGAGAAAACAGCCCUGCCCUGCAAAAAAGAGCAGCUCCGCAGGGCCAGGAAGCCGUGCUAGUAACGACUGGAUCCUCCUCACCUCCACUGCAAGCGGAGGAGAUCGCUGUAAACAAAAGCAGGCCCAUGCCUGAAGAGGUUUCAAAACGGGCAGUAACGGAGGACACGGUUCACUCUGCUGGACCAGAAGCGGAAAAAGAAAUGGAAAGGAUCCUUCAGCAGACCCAGGCCAGCCUUAUGAAGGCCAUACCUGACCUGGAGGUGAGCAGCGAGGUGGACAGCGCCCUCUCUCAAACACCCAUCUUGCCGGAUGAGGUGGACUCUCCACUUCCUGUGUCUCCACUCCCUGAAGCCUCACCACAGGAUGGACCCAUAGUCGAUAAACCAGUCCAGACCAGUUUGGAAAGGCCACAGAAGCCGACCAUAGGAAAACCCCACAGGGCCAGUGUUGACAGAGUGAAGCCCAACCCUGAGAUGACCAGUAAAUCACCUCCCCCUCCCCCUCCACGCAGAUUCUACCCCUCUGGAACUGGACUCACCACUGGACGGUCAGGAGAGGUUAUCUACACCACCCGGAAAGAAUCCAUUAGUGCUCAGGAGGAUGAAGAGGAGGCCCCGCAGCCCAAACCCUUGCGUGUGCCCCCAGAGGUCAAGCCCAAGCCCCGCACCCCUCCUGUCAACACCUCCACCUUACAAGAUGAAGAGGAUGAAGGAGAUAAGAUCAUGGCUGAGCUACAGGUUUUUCAGAAGUGCACUAUUAAAGAUUUACAGCCCAGAUACAUUGUCGAUCUCACAACCCGUGAGUCCUCAGACAGUGAGAUGAAGCCAGGGCUUUCCCUAUCUUACCACACAAAGCAGACCACCACUCAUCUAUCUGAAGAAGGAGCACUAUCUGAAAGUAGGGAGAAUAGUGCAUCACCUGUUUCACCUGGGGUCAUGUAUUAUAUCACCGGAACUUCAAAGACAUCAAAUGAGGGCAUUUAUAGGCCAGAUGACCUAAAGGAGCCCAAGGAAGCUACAUUUUCUACUUCAAAGGUUGCACCUGUGAAUGCUUCUGACCUUUCCCAGCAGCAAAAAUUGUUAAUAUCAGAUGACUUCUCUGUAAUUUCACUUGAGUCAAAACAAUCAGUCAAGGAGGUCCAAAGCAAGCUAAACGAUAUUCAUCAGGUGUCAUCUGGUAUCUCUUUAAAGAACAGCCCUGAAGUUGGAAAAGAGCUUAAGACUGAAUCGGUUCUAAAGUCCCUAAAGCAGGUAGUUCCCCCACCCUCUGAGAAAGUUUCACCUGUUGAGAAGUUAGAGCAGCAGAUACUAUGUACGUCCUCUGAGCAACCUGUUCUGGAUAAGUCAAUAAAGCAUGGAUGUCGCUCAACCACUGUUCAAGUUACACUUGUUAGUAAAAGUCCUCAGAGUGCUGAACCUCAUAAUCACUCAUCGAUCCAUCAGCCAAACACUGAUGCCUCAUGUUCAGCACAGCUGAAUGACCAUGAGAAUGGGCAGGAAGUGACAAAGAGAUCAUCUAGAGGUCCAGUCAGAUACACUGAGGAGGCCAGUCUAAGUCCAGACCUCCCAGGAGAAGAAGGUCCUCCUCCACCAAAUAACAUUGCCUUUAGGAUAACUAAAAACAAGGUACAGGCUCUGUCGACAGGAGAAUACCAACAGCUGGUAAACAGCAAGGGGACGGAUGUCCAGACUCUUAAAGUGGGCUCAGAACCAACCGUACCUGCCCCAGAGGACUCUGGAUAUGACAAGAAGCCAGUUAUCAUAAUUUUUGAUGAGCCGAUGGAUAUCUGUCAGGCCUAUAAGCGACUGUCCACCAUUUUUGAGUGUGAAGAAGAGCUGGAGAGGGUGCUGUCAGAGGAGAGGAUCGAUGAAGAGAACGAGGAGGAGGCGGAAGUGGAAGCCAACUCAAGUCAGCUUGGUCAGAUAACACCUACAAAUAAUGCUCUAGAUCAGUGCAGAACUGAGAACAGGGUGAAUAGUCAGAGAAGUGGUAGCGCUGCAUUGCCUCUACAACAGCAGAGUUCCUUCGAGAGUUCUGCUCUUGACGUUGAGGAAGGAGACAAGACAGAAUCUCCUAAAGAUGCGAAAAAGAAAUUCAAGUUUAAGUUCCCCAAGAAGCAGCUUGUAGCUAUUGGCCAGGCUCUUCGUACGGGGACAAAAACUGGCAAAAAGACACUGCAGGUCGUUGUCUAUGAGGAUGAAGAGGAACCAGAUGGAACCGUGACUGAGCUCAAAGAAGCUAAAAGAUUUGAGAUCAAGGCCCACGCAGACUCUGAUUCUAACACCCUAAGGUCUUUAUCACAAAACCAGACUGGUACAUCACAGAGCACCAAAGACAGAACCAAGGAACUCCGUAAGACUACGUAUGAAACGUUAGACAGCCUUGAGCAGACCAUUAAGCAGCUAGAAAGUACCAUAAGUGGCAUUGGGCCUACAGUGGUUUCCGAAGUCUCCUGCAUGGAAGAAUCGAAAGCAAAGAGAAUUGCCAGUCAUGCAGAACCGGAGGAGGGCAGUCCCACAAAAAAGCCGGCACCUCUGAAGCCCAAACCCCACAAGUCAUCACUGCAAAAGAGACCCAAAACACAGUCUCGAUCCUCCUCAAGCACGUCCACCUCUUCCAGUUCCUCCAACAGUAAACAGAACUCUGGUGACUCUCCGGCUUCAAGUCGGAUUUCCUCACCCAAGUCCCGCCAGCAACCAGGGAGUGUGGAAAAACCUGGAAAGCCCCAAAAGCUCCAGGACUCCCAGAGGCAAUUCCGACAGGUAGUUUUACUGUAGGGCAUCCAGUGU
Messenger RNA from Ctenopharyngodon idella (grass carp), 6128 nucleotides. RefSeq names its product sickle tail protein homolog. Gene Ontology annotation, cellular component: cytoplasm. The record is from RefSeq and is a predicted model, not a curated record. NCBI's taxonomy places the organism in Eukaryota, Metazoa, Chordata, Actinopteri, Cypriniformes, Xenocyprididae. Bases 534 to 6116 code for a protein of 1860 amino acids. The transcript has 20 exons.